AUGGCUACCCCUAGUGUCCUAGCUUUUGACGCUGAGGGUCGAGCCAUUGACUUUGAGGUCUGGGUAGACGACCUGCAGUUGUUUUUACAGUGCGAUAGGGCAGAUGGCCUCUCUCUCUUUGACCUUACCUCUGGCGCCUCUCCUGCUCCUGCUGCCGAUGCUGAUCCCACUGUGCGCUCUCAGUGGGCCACCCGCGAUGCUGCUGCACGUCUUGCUGUGCGUCGCCACCUCCCUACCUCUGAGCGCGCGCACUUUAGUCAGUACAAGAGUGCUCAGACCUUGUACGACGCUGUAGUUGCGCGCUACUCCUCCCCUGCCACUGCUGCACUGAGCCUUGCGCGCCUCCCUGACUCCCUUCGUGUCGUCAGGGACCACUUUCUCGCAGUCUGUCCCACCACCCUCACCGUCGACCUCCUCGAGAAGGCCCUCCUCGCAGCGGAGAAGAGCAUAGUCGCUGUAGGUGCUUCUCGUGGUGACCCUCGCACCCCCAUCUUUGAGGGGUGCUCUCCUUCCCCCUUGCUGCCCUCUGUUGCCUCUGCUGCUGCUGCCGACCUGCUUGGUCUUGAGUCGGUCGGCGCGGCGUCUGCCCCUAGUGGGAGACGUCGCUCCAGCAAGGGCAAGGGGGGCAAGGGCGCGGGUGGAGCUGGAGGGGGCGGUGGCGGUGGCGGCGGUGGCGGCGGAGGGAGUGGGGGUGGCGGCGGGACUAGUGGCGGGGGUGGUGGUGGUGGUGGCAGCAGCGGCGGAGACGGUGGUGGUGGUGCCAGCGGUGGUGGUGGAGGCAGCGGCGGAGGUGGAGGCGGCGGAGGUGGAGGCGGUGGAGGCAGCAACGGAGGUGGCGGUGGUGGUGGAGGAGGUGGAGCUGGUCGGGGUGGUACCCAACAGCGUAGCGGUGGUGGUGGUGGCCAGCGCUCGCAGCGGCAGCAGCAGCAGUGCUCGCGGGACAUCCCUCCGCCUCAGCAGCUUCGUGAGUGGUACGCUGGGCGUCAGAGGGGUGGGGGUACUAGUCCCUGCACCUACGUUCUUCGUUCCGGCGAAAUUGCAUGUGCAAAAUUGCAAGAAGAAGGGCAUAGCGUGUGCAAAAUAAAAAGAACAAGGGCAUAG
This is a messenger RNA of Closterium sp. NIES-65, 1101 nucleotides long. The record is from the annotation of a GenBank genome assembly. Lineage: Eukaryota; Viridiplantae; Streptophyta; Zygnematophyceae; Desmidiales; Closteriaceae.